Aspergillus puulaauensis is the source of this 228-nucleotide messenger RNA. RefSeq names its product mitotic-spindle organizing protein 1. The transcript has 3 exons. Bases 1 to 228 code for a protein of 75 amino acids. The record is from RefSeq and is a predicted model, not a curated record. Lineage: Eukaryota; Fungi; Ascomycota; Eurotiomycetes; Eurotiales; Aspergillaceae. Gene Ontology annotation, biological process: mitotic spindle assembly; gamma-tubulin complex localization; microtubule nucleation by interphase microtubule organizing center. Gene Ontology annotation, cellular component: gamma-tubulin ring complex; interphase microtubule organizing center; spindle.
AUGCCCCCGCAAUCCGAUGAUAAGCGCCAGGCCGCUCGUGAGGUUAUUGACAUUCUUCACGAGAUCUCAACCCUCCUUAACACGAACCUGGAUCGAACUGAACUUUCUCUCUGCGUGUCUUUGAUCGAGAAUGGAGUCAAUCCUGAUGCUCUUGCGACUGUAAUCAAGGAUUUGAGGAGGGAAGGAGAUGCGACUUCGCGCGCUCCCCCAAACGAGUCGCCUGAGUGA